AUGCCCGCCAUACCCUCCACCUCCGCCCUCCUCACCUCCCUCUCAGCACCACCACCACCACCCUCCCAACCCAACCUCCUCCUCCGCCGCCAACAAAACGCCGUAAUCGCCAUCCCCGCGCAAUACGCCGGCCUAAACUCCGGUCCCGCCCCCGGCGCCGUCGCCGGAAUCGUCCUCGGCAGCGUCGCCGCCUUCCUCUUCAUAAUCUGGCUCCUCUGGAUCGCAUCCACGGGCGGGGGUUUCCUCCGCUCCUCCCGCCUCACCGAAGAAGAAGUCGUGGUGCGGCACCGCUCCCGCUCCCCGGGUACAGUCCAUCGUUCCCACCGGAGUACACGCGCGCGCACGGAGAUGACGUCGAGAUCCCCGAGGAGGGAGAGGGGGGAUCGGGUGAUUCGCACGGAGAGGAUUGUGAGGGAUGCUGGGCCUGCGGCGCCGAUGGGCAGGGAACCGAGCCGGAUAAGGGAGAGUGUGUUUGUGGAUGAGACUAUCGCAUCGAGCAGUCGUCUUCGACUGGUCGGCAAGGAAACAGAGAAGUGGACGAGCAAUACAGCGACAACGAAGACUCGUCGUUCGACAGAAGCAGACCCGGGUAAGAGGUGUGAAGGCUACGUGGGAAAGGAGACAGAGGAAGACUGUCACGGGACUUCGACGUCUGAGGACAAGGGUACAGAGAUGUCGGUCUUUGAAAGGCGACACAGACCGUGA
This is a messenger RNA of Zymoseptoria tritici IPO323, 705 nucleotides long. RefSeq lists its product as uncharacterized. The coding region runs from base 1 to 705 and encodes 234 amino acids. The transcript is spliced from 2 exons. NCBI's taxonomy places the organism in Eukaryota, Fungi, Ascomycota, Dothideomycetes, Mycosphaerellales, Mycosphaerellaceae. The record is from RefSeq and is a predicted model, not a curated record.